AAGUCGACCCGCCCCUUCGCUCGGGGGCCGGAGGGCACACGAGCGAGAGCCAUGGCUUCCUCCUCUCCCAUAUCCGCUGCGGCGACCACGGCGGCGGCGACGACGACGUCUCCUUAUCUCUCCCCCGCUCCGCACCUCCGUCUCCGCGUCGGCUCUUCCGGUGGCUGCCCGAGGGCCACCCUGCGAACCCGCCCCAUCGCGGGACGACGCUCGUCAUCCGGUCUCCGCGCUUCUUGCCGCCUCCCCCCCUCUCCUCUCCAGCGGACAUGCUCACUUUUUAGUGAAAAGAAGAAGUCACUUGCUGCUACAAAAUGCAGUCAUGGAGUAGCUGUUACAAAGCUUUCUCCUAGACACAUGUAUCCUAUAUCUUGCUUCCGAGCACACAAUAGAUGUGGGAAUUUCUGGAAGAGAUACACACCAGGCUUCUUUGUGGACACAUCAUCCUGUCAGUUUCAGAGACAUUUAUUUGGGAGUAGAUCAGUGAAAUUGGCACAUGUUUCACAUGCUUUAGGCCCCGAGGAACCACAUGUUGCAAGUACAUGGUCAGAUACUGUGCUUGAGAAGCCAGGUUUAAGUUUCUUGGAUCUGGAAUCUGAAAAAGCAGAACUUGAAGGAUUUCUAAAUUCUCCACUUCCUUCUCAUCCAAGACUUCACCGAGGACAACUCAAAAAUGGUCUUCGAUAUAUUAUUCUUCCAAAUAAAGUUCCAGCAAACAGGUUUGAGGCACAUAUGGAAGUUCAUGUUGGAUCUAUUGACGAGGAAGAGGACGAGCAAGGCAUUGCACAUAUGAUUGAGCAUGUGGCAUUUCUUGGUAGUAAAAAGCGUGAAAAACUUCUUGGAACUGGAGCCAGAUCUAAUGCAUAUACGGAUUUCCACCACACGGUGUUUCACAUUCAUUCACCGACUACUACAAAGGACUCUCAUGCAGAUUUAGUUCCAAGUGUGCUCGAUGCUCUUAAUGAGAUUGCUUUUCACCCUAAGUUUCUUCCAUCCCGUGUUGAGAAGGAGAGGCGAGCUAUUCUUUCAGAAUUGCAAAUGAUGAACACAAUAGAGUAUCGUAUUGAUUGCCAGUUGCUUCAACAUUUGCAUUCAGAAAACAAACUAAGCAAAAGAUUCCCAAUUGGUUUGGAAGAGCAAAUCAAGAAAUGGGACCCAGAGAAAAUCCAAAAGUUUCAUGAGCGAUGGUAUUUUCCUGCAAAUGCUACAUUGUACUUAGUAGGUGAUAUUGAUGACAUCCAGAAGAUAGUCACUCAAAUUGAGUUUGUCUUUGAAGGAACUCUUGCAAAGAAUGAAACAGAAAAUGUUAAUACUCCCAGUAAGUUUGGUGCCAUGGCUAGUUUUCUUGUUCCGAAGCUGCCUGGUGGCCUUGGUGGAGGUCUUUCUAAUGAAAGAUCUUCCAUUUCGUUUGAUCAACCAAUGUUGACAAAAAGAGAGAAGCAGUCCGUCAGGCCUCCUGUGGAACAUCAGUGGUCACUUCCAGGACUAGGUCACAAUGCUAAGCCUCCAGAAAUAUUCCAGCAUGAGUUGGUUCAGAAUUUCUCAUUAAACAUGUUUUGCAAGAUUCCUGUGAACCAAGUUUGCAAAUAUGGAGACCUGCGAGUUGUCUUGAUGAAAAGAAUAUUUUUGACAGCUUUGCACUUCCGUGUCAACACUCGAUAUAAGAGCUCAAAUCCUCCAUUUACGUCAAUUGAGUUGGAUCAUAGUGAUUCAGGAAGGGAGGGAUGCACUGUUACCACUCUUACUGUGACAGCAGAACCUAAAAAUUGGCAGAGUGCUGUAAAAGUUGCUGUUCAAGAGGUUCGAAGACUGAAGGAGUUUGGUGUCACGAAAGGAGAACUAACUCGUUACAUGGAUGCAUUGCUGAAAGAUAGUGAGCAAUUGGCUGCAAUGGUUGACAGUGUUCCUUCUGUUGACAACUUGGAAUUUAUUAUGGAGAGUGAUGCUCUUGGUCAUACUAUAAUGGACCAGAGACUGGGACAUGAGAGUUUGGUUGCGGUUGCUGAAACAGUUACACUUGAAGAAGUUAACUCCAUAGGUGCAGAAGUGUUGCAGUUCAUUUCAGACUUUGGUAAACCUACUGCACCACUUCCUGCAGCUAUUGUUGCAUGUGUUCCCACCAAAGUACAUAUUGAUGGGGUGGGAGAAUCAGAAUUUAAAAUCCAUCCUCAUGAAAUCAAUGAUGCUAUAAUAGCAGGUUUGAGGGAACCCAUACAUGCUGAACCUGAGCUUGAUGUACCAAAAGAGCUAAUAAGUGAGUCGUUGCUGAAGGAGUUGAGAGUGCAAAAAAGCCCAUCUUUUGUUCCCAUCUUAAAGGAUGGGAAUUUGACUAAGAUAUUUGACAAUGAAACUGGCAUAACUCAGUGCCGUCUUUCAAAUGGGAUUCCUGUAAACUACAAGAUUACAAAAAAUGAAGCUAGGUGUGGUGUCAUGCGCCUCAUCGUGCGUGGUGGAAGAGCAGCUGAAACAUCUGAAUCAAAAGGAGCUGUUGUCGUAGGUGUUCGAACUUUAAGUGAAGGUGGAUGUGUUGGUAACUUUUCUAGGGAACAGGUAGAACUUUUCUGUGUUAAUCACUUAAUCAAUUGCUCGCUAGAGUCCACCGAGGAGUUCACUGCAAUGGAAUUCCGUUUUACUUUGAGAGAUGAUGGAAUGCGUGCAGCUUUCCAACUUCUUCAUAUGGUACUUGAGCACAGUGUUUGGUUAGAAGAUGCAUUUGAUAGAGCAAAGCAGUUGUAUUUAUCCUAUUAUCGUUCAAUCCCCAAAAGCUUGGAACGUUCAACUGCUUGCAAACUUAUGCUUGGAAUGCUAAAUGCCGAUGAGAGAUUUGUUGAGCCAAGUCCAGAGUCGUUAGAAAAUUUGACACUUCAAUCAGUUAAAGAUGCUGUUAUGAAUCAGUUUGUUGCAGAUAAUAUGGAGGUUAGUAUCGUUGGAGAUUUCACCAAGGAAGACAUUGAAGUCUGCAUUCUUGAUUAUCUGGGUACAGUCAGUUCAACAAGCUCCAAAACUAAGCAGGAUAUUGAACCAAUUACUUUCCGUCCUUUCCCAUCUGACCUGCAUUUCCAACAAGUACACUUGAAAGACACUGACGAGAGGGCAUGUGCAUAUAUUGCAGGCCCAGCCCCAAGCCGUUGGGGAUUCAAUGCUGAAGGAAAAGACCUUUUCAAAUUGAUAAAUCCAUCAAAUAUGAAUGGAGAAAUGCCCAAGACAAAUGAAUCAAUUCUCCUGGAAGAGGAAGCCAUUGAAAAGAAUGUUGAACAAGGUCUUCGAAGUCAUCCCCUAUUCUUCAGCAUUGCCUUGGGCCUGCUAGCUGAGGUUAUAAAUUCCAGGCUUUUCACAACAGUAAGGGAUUCUCUUGGGCUGACAUAUGAUGUAUCAUUUGAGUUAAGCCUUUUCGAUUGGCUGAAUCUUGGAUGGUAUGUUAUAUCAGUUACCUCUACUCCAAGCAAGGUAUAUAAAGCUGUGGAUGCCUGCAAAACUGUUCUCAGAGGUUUACACAGUAACAAGAUAUCCCAGAGGGAGUUGGAUCGGGCGAAGAGGACUCUUUUGAUGAGACAUGAGGCUGAAACUAAAUCAAAUGCUUACUGGUUGGGAUUAAUGGCCCACCUUCAAUCUCCAUCUAUUCCAAGGAAGGAUAUAUCAUGUAUCAAAGACUUAACUUCAUUGUAUGAGCAUGCAACUAUCGAGGACAUAUAUGUUGCGUAUGAGCAUUUGAAAGUUGAUGACACUUCCUUAUUUUGCUGUGUUGGAGUUGCGGGAACUAAUGCAGGUGGUGAUGAUAUGCUCGACAUUGGCGAAGAAGAGUCAGAUGCUGGCCAUCAUGGAAUGAUGCCUACUGGGCGUGGUUUGUCAACAAUGACACGACCAACAACCUAGCCUUUGUUGGAUUGUAUUCACCUGAAAUCUUAGUUAGCUUUCUAUUCUACAGAUUACAGAUUGAUCGAUGAGAGUCCUGUGACCUUCAGGCCAUAGCGUUGCGACCACAAACAUCAUCGUUUGACAAUGACAUGGUCAUGGAGAUUAAUCUCAU
Molecule: messenger RNA, 4024 nt
Organism: Zingiber officinale
Lineage: Eukaryota; Viridiplantae; Streptophyta; Magnoliopsida; Zingiberales; Zingiberaceae
Product: stromal processing peptidase, chloroplastic-like
Exons: 25
Coding region: 52-3870 (1272 amino acids)
Molecular function (GO): metal ion binding
Source: RefSeq, a predicted model, not a curated record